GGGGCAUUUGCCCCUAGGGCCGGGAAAGGCAAUGGCCGUCUGUAACCUUAACAAUUAAUGUUAGUUACCAACGGUAAUGAGCAAUUUACUGUCCCGGCUGAGGCGGGCCGUGGACUGCUGUGUAAAAUGGGCAGGACCCUGAACGGCACCUACCUAGUUUCUGCCUCCCCAGUCUUCCCGGCAGAUCAUCCUCUUUGGGUAUCAUUUCCCGGCUGGGGCUCGGGCCUCCUUCCUUUACUUCCGAUCUCCGUGACCUUCCUUUGCAGACCUGUCGCGCUGAAAGUGGUGGAGAGGGUAUUUGCGCUGUCCCUCUGACCUCUAAUGGCCUUCUCAGCUGGGGCAUGGUUCGAGGAAGACCGUGGUCCAGGGAGGACGGGCGGGGUGAAGGGGACGACCGAAGGUCGCGAGUGUAAGCAAACAACCAGGCUGUCAGUGGAUUUUUUUUUUUUUUUUCCUCUGCAGACCGAAAAAAUGCAGACCACCAGGGCACUACUCAUUCCUCCUGCUCUGAUCCGCUCUUGUACCAGGGGUCUGAGCAGGCCUGUGUCUGCCUCCUUCCUGAGUAGGCCAGAGAUCCCAUCUGAACAGCCUUCCUACAGCAGUGUCCCACUCCAGGUGGCCAGGCGGGAGUUCCAGACCAGUGUUGUCUCCCGGGACAUUGACACAGCGGCCAAGUUUAUUGGUGCUGGGGCUGCCACAGUUGGUGUGGCUGGUUCAGGGGCCGGCAUUGGAACAGUGUUUGGCAGUUUGAUCAUUGGCUAUGCCAGGAACCCGUCUCUGAAGCAGCAGCUCUUCUCCUAUGCCAUUCUGGGCUUUGCCCUGUCUGAGGCUAUGGGGCUCUUCUGUUUGAUGGUCGCCUUCCUCAUCCUCUUUGCCAUGUGAGGCUCCAUGAAGGUCACCUAUCCACCCCUGCUGCUUCGACUCCAGGCCAUGCCCGGUGCUAGAGUGUGCUAAGCUUUACCAUUAAACACAAUGUUUCUCUAAA
Messenger RNA from Aethalodelphis obliquidens (Pacific white-sided dolphin), 985 nucleotides. It is a transcript of the gene ATP5MC1, whose product is annotated as ATP synthase membrane subunit c locus 1. The coding region runs from base 322 to 882 and encodes 186 amino acids. NCBI's taxonomy places the organism in Eukaryota, Metazoa, Chordata, Mammalia, Artiodactyla, Delphinidae. Gene Ontology annotation, biological process: proton transmembrane transport; proton motive force-driven ATP synthesis. The record is from RefSeq and is a predicted model, not a curated record. The transcript has 4 exons. Gene Ontology annotation, molecular function: proton transmembrane transporter activity.